AUGUAUGUGAAAUGGUUUGAUACAGCAAUGUUUUACUAUGUGGUUUUAGUGAUUUUAAUGAAUGUCACUUUUUGUCAUUUUAAAAUUUCCUGCUGUUCCGUCCCCGUACAUCCUGAAGCUCGCAGGGGAUGGAACCCAGAUGACAGAUGCCGGCAUUACAUUGCCAGGGACACUGCAGGAGGGACAUCGUGGGAGAGCAGGACAAGGUAAGUGAUCGAGGGAUCCCGGAGCAGCGCCGCAUGGUAAGCCCGAGUGUAGCUCAGGGUUACCACUUGUGCUACACUCGGGAAUACCGCUAGGGAGGUUA
Messenger RNA from Staurois parvus, 307 nucleotides. The record is from the annotation of a GenBank genome assembly. Lineage: Eukaryota; Metazoa; Chordata; Amphibia; Anura; Ranidae.